CGGAUAUGACGAUUUUUGUUACUACCUUUUGACAGAGCGUCGCCAUAUUGCUCUUAGCUUCGCUGGUAAGGGCUACGAGUGAAAAAAUUGUAGCUAACAUCCUUGCUCAAGUUGUUUCUCGAUUUAUGGUCACAAUGGCAAGCCCUGGAAAAGAAAUCGAUCGGAUGAAGAGCUACAAGAACAAAGCUUUGAACCCACAGGAGAUGCGCAGGAGAAGGGAGGAGGAAGGGAUUCAGCUUCGCAAGCAAAAGAGAGAGGAACAGCUCUUCAAGAGAAGAAAUGUAAGCCUGCCACCAGGUGAUGAGGCCAUGCUAGAAUGCCCUAUUCAAGACCCUGAUGUCAGUUCAACUGUGCCACUCUCAGGUCAGGAGGGAGUCAUCACUCCAGACAUGAUUCAGAUGAUCUUCUCAGAGGACCCCGACCAACAGCUCGUAGCAACCCAAAAAUUCAGGAAAUUACUCUCCAAAGAGCCCAAUCCUCCCAUUGAUGAGGUGAUCCUCACACCUGGCGUUGUCAACAAGUUUGUAGAAUUUCUCAGAAGAGGUGACGACAGCAACCUGCAGUUUGAGGCUGCCUGGGCCCUGACCAACAUUGCCUCCGGGACGUUCCUCCACACCAAAGUAGUGAUUGAGACUGGGGCCGUGCCCAUCUUCAUCGAACUGCUCAACUCGGAGAACAAGGAUGUGCAGGAGCAGGCUGUGUGGGCUCUGGGAAACAUCGCCGGCGACAACGCAGAGUGUAGAGACUACGUCCUCGACUGUGGCAUCCUGCCUUCCCUACAACAGCUUCUCUCCAAGUCCAGUCGCCAGGGCACCAUCAGGAAUGCCGUGUGGGCGCUGUCCAACCUGUGCCGGGGGAAGAACCCUCCUCCAGACUUCGCCAAGGUUUCUCCAUCUUUGAGUGUGCUGUCCACUCUGUUGUUCGGGAGUGACCCGGACGUGCUGGCUGAUGCCUGCUGGGCUCUCUCUUACCUCUCCGACGGGCCCAAUGAAAAGAUCCAGGCCGUCAUCGACUCGGGAGUUUGCCGCCGCCUAGUGGAACUGCUUAUGCACUAUGACUACAAGGUAGUGUCCCCAGCGCUGAGAGCAGUGGGGAACAUUGUGACGGGAGACGAUAUUCAGACACAGGUGAUUCUAAACUGCUCAGCUCUGCCUUGUCUACUACACCUUCUUAGCAGUCCCAAAGAAUCAAUCAAAAAAGAGGCAUGUUGGACGGUCUCUAACAUCACAGCUGGAAACAGACGACAGAUCCAGACGGUGAUCGACGCCAACAUCUUCCCCGUCCUGAUCGAGAUCCUGCAAAAGGCCGAGUUCCGCACUAGGAAAGAGGCUGCCUGGGCCAUAACCAACGCCACCUCUGGAGGCACUCCUGAGCAGAUGAGGUACCUGGUGUCUCUGGGCACCAUCAAGCCCAUGUGUGACCUCCUGACAGUAAUGGACUCUAAGAUUGUGCAGGUGUCCCUCAACGGCUUGGAGAACAUCCUGAGACUGGGAGAGCAGGAGGCCAAGCAGAACGGCACCGGAAUUAACCCCUACUGCGCCCUCAUAGAGGAGGCAUAUGGCUUGGACAAGAUUGAGUUCCUGCAAAGCCACGAGAACCAGGAGAUCUACCAGAAGGCCUUUGACCUCAUCGAGCACUACUUUGGUGUGGAGGAGGAGGAUGCCAGUAUCGCCCCGCAGGUAGACCAGAACCAGGGCCAGUACAUCUUCCAACAGCAGGAGGGGCCCAUGGAGGGCUUUCAGCUUUAACACCCCCGCCACCCCCCCAUAAGCCCCAGAGAGCUCAUCUCUACAUCCCCCACCCCACCCUGACUCUCUCUCUGAGUGCGUCCCCCAGCCCAGCCCAGCCCCCCUUCCCACCAUGCCAGUGUCAACUCCCUGAUGACCUCAUCUUCCCAAAGCUACAGCUCCCCUACAUUGCCCCCCCCCCCCCCCUCAAAAGAAAAAAACAUACACACACCCUCUGUCUAGCUAGAUGGGGUGGUGGGGGAGGGGGGUACAGAGGGCUGAAUGGCUACCUUCCCCUUUUUCUGAUUCCGGUCAUCUGAACUCAUCCAGCCAGCUACCCCCAAAAAUCAAUUGCAAGGGAGAGAUGGCAAACAUAAAUCGUUAUUUUCUAAUUUUGUUUCUGUUGUAUGUUUAUUUUCUGUAUUAGGAGUGUAUUCCUAUUAUUAUUAUUAUUAUUAUUAUUAUUAUUAUUAUUAAUGCAAUAUUUUGGCACUGGUGUCCCAAAAAUGACUUUUUACAUCAUAUCCCUUUUUGAAUGUGAAUCUACCUCUUUAGUCAAUGAAAAAGCACUCAUGGUCAUGUGACUGGUACAAGUGCAAAUGAUCACCAGGGAGGUGCCCUCUAAUGCAGUGAGUGCAAACAUUUCUCUCAGUUUAGAGGGACAUAUCAGAAAAGAAGUCAAGUAAAAACAGCAGAAAGCAACAACAACCAAACAGCUAAAAAUGGGAAAAAAAUAUACAUUUGAAUGACCUUAAUGGAAGCAAUCUCAACUCUUAAAUGGAGACUGACCAUAUAGGUUAGCUCUACUAGUUUGCCGUGAAAAUUAACAAUUGCACACCCACACAUACACACACGUACGUACACACACACACACACACACACACACACACACACACACACACUCACUCACUCACACACACCCAUAAAGCGGUCUCUCAAUUUAGCAUGAGGAGUCUGCCUCAGCAUUGGACACCAAGUGUCAGAAUCUCUGUGCGUGUGUGUUUGUGUGUGUGAGGGAGAAUAGCUGUCCCCGUCCCCCUCUCAGCUGACACUAACAGCUCCUAACUUCCAGGGCCUGUCUGGGCUUAUUUAUUGUGUCUGUGAGGGGAAAGACUCCGAGCAGGACAUCAUUUCGGACACGGAGGUCUAACCCUGUUGGAGAGCGAUUGCUCCAGCUUAAUAAUGGGGCCUUUUCCCCAUAUUUAGUUUUUUUUUUUUGCUUGUGUUUUGUUUUGUUUUUUUGCUUGUGUUUUUGUUUUGAUGCAGUGUCAUUGUCCAGAGCCUUUGUUUCUGUUGUUUUUCUUUUUGUUCCGUUUCCAGUUUCUUUUUGGAUUUAACCUUUUUAGAUGUUCUAUCAUCUCAAACAGAGGAUGUAACAACCUUCUUUCUCCAAUGUUCACAUGGCCCACUGGUCAAGUGCUGCAGUACUUUCAGAUUUGACAUCAUCAGAAAAAUGCUCUGAUUUAUAAAAAAAAAAAAAAAAAAAAGUAAAAUAAAUCUGUAUAUUAUAUAUACAUGUAAGCUCUGAUUUAGUUUUCUGUUUUAUGAGAAGCUCCUGAUGGACACAAGGUGCUGAUCAUGUGAAGCUUCAUAUGCAGUCUCUUGUGGUGGAGGAUUGGGUGGGGGGCAGCCAGAGUGGACGGCUUGUCUUCAUGAUUCAUCCUCAUCCUCCUCCUCCUACCUGUCAGGAGAAGAAUCUGGAUCAUCAGAGGCUGGUGGUGCAGAAAUGAAUAGUCAUCAAUCUCGUUCAUGCUUUGUUCGUUCGUUCGUUCGUUCAUCUUGAUUCUGCAGAAGACUACUACUCCUGCUGUGAAUGACCUUUGACAUUUGACCCCUGUGUUUGCGCCCCUGUGUGGCUCAAGUCAGGUUUUCUAGAACUUUCCCUUUAUUGCAAAUUUCUCCCCUGAAAUCAUGUUACAUAAGAAUUUUGGUUCUAUUUUAUUAUCAUUAUUUAUGGUGUUUCUGGCACGUAACAGACAGUGCUGAUGAAAUUAUGUUAUCAGAUGUGGAGUUGGAAGUAGAAGCAACAGUAUAUUGAGAUUGUUAAACAUGUUUUUGGUUGAACAUCAAGAACAUUUAAUCGUGUAUAGUUUUCUAAUAUUUCUCAUGUUUGUACUGAUUGUAUAAUAUAUACAUAUGUUUUGUUUUCUUCUGGUUUAUUAUUUUUUUUUGUCCAUUAGAAGGGGGGAAAAGUGUAUGAGUCUGCAUCGGUGUCGAGCUUGAGAGGAGAAUUUCGCGCUCCACACUGAAGAAUGUUGACGUUCUGUAAAAUAGAGGAGAACAAAUAAACUCUUCUGUGCCACCUGAA
Molecule: messenger RNA, 4035 nt
Organism: Alosa sapidissima (American shad)
Lineage: Eukaryota; Metazoa; Chordata; Actinopteri; Clupeiformes; Clupeidae
Gene: kpna5
Product: karyopherin alpha 5 (importin alpha 6)
Exons: 14
Coding region: 126-1748 (540 amino acids)
Biological process (GO): NLS-bearing protein import into nucleus
Cellular component (GO): nucleus; cytoplasm; nucleoplasm
Molecular function (GO): nuclear import signal receptor activity; protein binding
Source: RefSeq, a predicted model, not a curated record